This is a messenger RNA of Heteronotia binoei (common prickly gecko), 1347 nucleotides long. RefSeq names its product UDP-GlcNAc:betaGal beta-1,3-N-acetylglucosaminyltransferase 8 (gene B3GNT8). The record is from RefSeq and is a predicted model, not a curated record. Gene Ontology annotation, molecular function: protein N-acetylglucosaminyltransferase activity. The transcript has a single exon. Gene Ontology annotation, cellular component: membrane. Bases 71 to 1297 code for a protein of 408 amino acids. NCBI's taxonomy places the organism in Eukaryota, Metazoa, Chordata, Lepidosauria, Squamata, Gekkonidae.
AUAACGAGACUUGCCAUUUUAUUUUCAAUCCUAAUUUUUUUUUUUGUCUCUGCUGCAUUCCAGGAAAAAGAUGAAAGGCUCGCGCUGCCUAACGGUAGCCACUGCUUUGCUGACACUGGUGGCCCUCAAGGCUUAUAUCGAGUGGUCUGCCGAACAAGACGAGCGAUUCCCGACCCCUCACGAGGCCAACUGGCAAACCAGCGCCUUCACACCUGCCCAGACCACAGCUGAAGAUGCCGCGGCAGUAGCCCUGCUCCGUUUCAACGCAUCCCUGCAGCAGCUGCGCCAGAGUAUCCCGAAAUCCAAGGCCUACUGGAAUGGGAAGCAACACCAGAUCUUCCAUGCGCUGGACACUGGGUGGAGUAAUACUUCCUUGCAUGCUUGUGAAGGGUCCAGAGACGCAGAAAGAGUGAGCAGGAUCAAAGACUUUGGAACCUACUCGGAGCUUUACAGAAACUUUAUCCUGUAUGAUGAAUGCCGGAACUUUUCGCUCUUGAUCAACCAGCCAGGCAAGUGUGCCCACAGCAGGAACCGCACGUUUCUGCUUCUGGCUAUUAAAUCUCUGCCAGGGAAUUUUGCUGCCCGCCAGGCUGUACGGGACACCUGGGGACAGGAGGGUGAACAUGGUGGGCUACCUGUGCGCACUGUCUUCUUGCUGGGAAUAGCCGGGGGCCGGUAUGGGCCCAACCUGCAACGCAUGGUGGAGUACGAGAGUCAUACUUUUGGGGACAUCUUGAUGUGGGACUUUGAAGACACUUUCUUCAACCUGACACUGAAGGACUACCUCUUCCUCAACUGGACGCUGGAACACUGCCACAGCGUCCGCUUUAUUCUCAAGGGCGACGAUGAUGUUUUCAUUAACACACCCAAGGUCGUAGACUACCUGAGCUCUUUAGAUGACCGCAAGCCAAUCUACAUGGGCCAAGUGAUGGCCAACGCCUCGCCAUUCCGUGUCCGCAAGAGCAAGUACUAUGUGCCCGAGUCGUAUUAUGUAGGUCCAUACCCAGCUUACGCAGGUGGCGGGGGCUAUAUCUUCUCGGGCAUUCUGACCCAGUGGCUGUACAUCAUCUCUCAGUAUAUACCCUUCUACCCAAUAGAUGAUGUUUACACAGGGCUGUGCUUCCAAGCCCUGGGCAUCCAUCCCGAAGCACACCCUGGCUUCCAGACAUUUGACAUUGCAGAGAAGGAUCGCGAGAAUCCCUGCGUACACAGAGAAUUACUCUUGGUCCACCAGCGGAGCCCGCAUCAGACCCUCCAUCUCUGGAAACAGAUCAGGGACCCCAACCUCACGUGUUAAGAGAGCCAGAAACAAUCCAGCUUCUCUCUCCACUGAGGCGGCAGGUCCUU